Molecule: messenger RNA, 1970 nt
Organism: Gossypium raimondii (Peruvian cotton)
Lineage: Eukaryota; Viridiplantae; Streptophyta; Magnoliopsida; Malvales; Malvaceae
Product: probable LRR receptor-like serine/threonine-protein kinase At1g05700
Exons: 9
Coding region: 6-1820 (604 amino acids)
Source: RefSeq, a predicted model, not a curated record
UAGACAUGGCUACCUAUCUCUUACUUCUCAUCAUAGCAGCUUCAGCAUUUUCCACACUUAAUGCUGAUGUAAGCAUCGAUUGCGGAUCAUCUGAAUCUUACAGUGAUGACUAUUCUAUUGGUUGGGUUGGAGACGACCUCUACAUUCAACAUGGUGAAUCUGUAGAGUUGCAAUCUAGCAAACCCAUAUAUCAACCGAUGGCCACUCUAAGGGUAUUCACUGACAGGAAGAAAAAUUGUUACAAUAUUGAUUCCGAAAAGGGAUCUAAAGUUCUUGUCCGAGCCUAUUUCUUUUAUGGAAACUAUGACGGGAAAUCAUCUCCUCCAAAAUUUGAUCUACAUUUUGAUGGGAAUCAUUGGAUUACGGUGGAGACUUCAGCUGACCAACUUGUUUCCUAUGAGGCUAUUUAUGUCACGAAGACGGAUACCAUUAGCAUAUGCGUAGCUCAGACAUUUCCUAACAUGGUCCCCUUUAUAUCCGCCAUUGAAGUUCGGGACUUGGACUCCAAAAUGUAUGGGUAUUCAGAUUCGAAUCGUGCUUUGAUGUUAAGGAGGAGGGUUGCUUAUGGUACCGAAGUAAUCGUUAGGUCUACCGAUGAUUUUUACGAUAGAAUAUGGGUUCCAGCCGUCAAGGGAGACGAUUUCACAGUUCUUACAAGUGAUGAAACAUUCAUUGAAGUUAGUUUAGACGAUAGCCCUCCUAGAGCCUUGUUUCAAAAUGCAUUUGCCACUGACAACACUUCUACAUCCAUACAAUUAGGGACUAAUCUUCCCACAGCUAAAGUUCCGGUUUACAUGAACAUAUAUUAUUCGGAAGCUUCGGUACUUGAUUCAACCCAGAAAAGAUCGCUCCAGCUCCUCGUAGAUGGAAAGAUUAACUCCAAACCCUUUAUCCCAGUCUAUGGAACAGCAGGAGAAAUCACCCUGUACAACUUGACUGCCAAUUCCGACACCACCUUCUCUUUGGCAGCCUCACCCGAUUCAACACUGCCCCCUCUUAUCAAUGCCCUGGAAGUUUUUACAGUCAGUGAUGAACUAACAGAUGGAACCAACAGUGAUGAUGUGGAAGGACUGGCCUCACUGCAGGAUGAAUUUGACGUACUGAAAGACUGGGGUGGCGACCCUUGUCUUCCUUCACCAUAUUCAUGGGACUGGAUCAAUUGCACUUCUGGUUCCACACCCAGAGUAACAGCAUUGUAUCUCGGUAGCUUUGGGUUAUCUGGUUUUCUUCCUGAUUUUAGUUCGAUGACAAGCCUCGAGAUAAUAGAUUUGCACAAUAACAGCCUAAUCGGGUCUAUCCCAGAAUUCCUUGGCACCUUGCCUAAUCUAAAACAAUUGAACUUGGCUGGUAAUGAUUUGAGUGGAACAAUUCCUUCCUCGAUAUCAAAGAAUAAAAAGUUAAAAUUAACUGUGACAGACAAUCCAAAUUUGUGUGUCUCCGGUAAGUCAUGUAAAACAGCGAGUGUAGAUACAUCUGGAUCUGGCGGUUCCUCAAGCAGCGGCGGUAGGAAAAAGAGCAAGUUACCAGUAAUCCUUGGAACCACAAUUCCAAUUUUUGUGCUUGUCUGGGUUAUUGGUGGUGUUUGUGCCGUGCUUCAUCAUAAGAGAAAAUCAGAAGCCAUUGCUGCCGGUAAUGUAGGGCAAGCAGGAGGAGCUAACAAGCCUAGUGGCAAUCCACAGGCAGCUCAAAUGCAGAUGGCAGCUAAUAAUAUGGCUCAAAACGUAGUCAAUGACUUCAUAAUGAACAUCCAUGAGCAGCAAUCGGCUCCAGAGCCUGUUUACAACAACGAUCAACAAAAUCAUCUCGAAGAAGGGAAUUAAGUUAAUUGCUAGAUCACCAUGAUCUUAAACAUCUCAAGUUGCAUGUUAGAUUGAAUUUAUUUUUUUCUGAAAAUUGUGUUUUUGUGCAAAAUAUUUGUAAACGACAAAGCCGUUUGAAAUAAAAGUUAAAAGUUUGGAGAAAAUAUAAAA